This is a messenger RNA of Penicillium waksmanii, 1260 nucleotides long. Its product is annotated as Acyl-CoA dehydrogenase N-terminal. The record is from RefSeq and is a predicted model, not a curated record. The transcript is spliced from 4 exons. Gene Ontology annotation, molecular function: flavin adenine dinucleotide binding; acyl-CoA dehydrogenase activity. Gene Ontology annotation, cellular component: mitochondrion. Lineage: Eukaryota; Fungi; Ascomycota; Eurotiomycetes; Eurotiales; Aspergillaceae. The coding region runs from base 1 to 1260 and encodes 419 amino acids.
AUGGCCUCCAUCGCUCGCGCUCUGCGCCCCUUGUCACGUCCCCUUCCUACCCGCCUGGUGACAUCUGCCCACAUCGCCCGCUCCACCGUACCGAGCUCCUAUGCAUUUUCGACCACCCCUCGCAGGCGAGAGGCUGACCUCUCCAGCCUCACCCCCACCCCCAUCACCCUCCUCUCCGACACCGAAUCCAUGAUGGCCGACGCCGUCCAGAAGUUUGCCACAGAGCAGAUUGGCCCUAAGGUCCGCGACAUGGAUGAGGCUGAGACCAUGGACCCCACCGUGGUGGAACAACUCUUCGAGCAGGGCCUGAUGGGUAUCGAGAUCCCCGAGGAGUACGGUGGUGCCGGUAUGAACUUCACCUCCGCCAUUGUCGCCAUUGAGGAACUCGCCCGCAUCGACCCUAGCGUUAGUGUUAUGGUCGAUGUCCACAACACCUUGGUCAACACCGUCAUCAUGAAGUAUGGUGACGCCCAGGCCCAACGCACCUGGCUCCCCAAGCUGAGCUCCGGCACUGUCGGCUCAUUCUGUCUCUCUGAACCCGCCUCGGGAUCCGAUGCCUUUGCCCUACAGACCAAGGCCGAGAAGACCGCCGACGGAUAUAAGAUCAAUGGCUCCAAGAUGUGGAUCACCAACGCCAUGGAGUCUGGUUUCUUCAUCGUGUUCGCCAACCUGAACCCCAGUGCCGGCUACAAGGGUAUCACCGCUUUUAUCGUCGAGAAGGACACCCCCGGUUUCUCUAUUGCCAAGAAGGAGAAGAAGCUCGGUAUUCGCGCCAGCAGUACCUGCGUCCUCAACUUUGACGACGUUGUCAUCCCCAAGGCCAACCUUCUCGGCGAGGAGGGCCAGGGUUACAAGAUUGCCAUCAACAUUCUUAACGAGGACCAAGCUGCUCGCUACGUCUGGAACGACCGCAAGCAAUUCGGCCAACUGAUCGGCGAGUUCCAAGGCAUGCAGCACCAGAUUGCGCAGGCCUACACCGAGAUUGCGGCCGCCCGAGCCCUAGUCUACAACGCUGCCCGUAAGAAGGAGGCCGGACAGGACUUCGUGCAGGACGCCGCCAUGGCCAAGCUGUACGCUUCACAGGUUGCUGGUCGUGUGUCCGGCUCGGCUGUCGAGUGGAUGGGCGGCAUGGGAUUUGUGCGCGAGGGGACUGCGGAGAAGAUGUUCCGUGACAGCAAGAUCGGAGCUAUCUAUGAGGGUACUAGCAACAUCCAAUUGCAGACAAUUGCGAAGACCCUGCAGAAGCAGUAUACCAACUGA